This is a messenger RNA of Cydia strobilella, 6153 nucleotides long. RefSeq lists its product as uncharacterized. The record is from RefSeq and is a predicted model, not a curated record. Gene Ontology annotation, molecular function: nucleic acid binding. Gene Ontology annotation, biological process: DNA integration. Lineage: Eukaryota; Metazoa; Arthropoda; Insecta; Lepidoptera; Tortricidae. The coding region runs from base 282 to 5918 and encodes 1878 amino acids. The transcript has a single exon.
CGCGACGCAAAAUACUAUUUCAUUAACCGCGUCAAUGAAUGUGUAAGAGCUGAGAGAGGUGCGGGGAGCCGGGGUGCAUCUAUGCAUUUCCGAACAAACCCGAUUUUGGUUCCGAACUAGAUUCCGCGCCAGCCGCACGUCUCUUGCGCUCAUUUUUUUUGUGUGUGUACCUACUUUCGAUUUUAAAUUCAAAUAAUAUAGUUUUGUGCAUAAUUUCGGACUUUUCACUUGUGUUUUGACUCCCAGCCGUUACAAAAGCUGGUCUUCGAGCCGGAUCGUUAAUGUUCCAUACGCCUAAGAUGUCAAAUGUUAAAACACGCCGUGUUGCUAAGCGAGAACUGUUGGAAUUGGAGGGUACCUCUAACAAAGAAGCGACCGGUACCGAUAAGCCGCAGGAUACUGAAGCUAAAGAAGAAAAAAAUGAACCUUCGACUUCACCAAAGCGGAUUUUGGAUACGACAUCAGUGAUCGCGAGUACCGUCAAGACAGAAAAGACUCGCAAAUCUGAGCGCGCGGUUAGUAUGUCGAAAACAAAGAAAUCUUCGGUAUCUUCUGUAGAAGCGCGCAGAAAGAAGCUGGAACUAGAAGCCGUGGAACAGAAAGCACGAAUUAGAAUGGAGUUGAUCGACAAGCGAUUGGAAGCCGAGAUAGCGGAAUUAAAUAACGAUUACAGUCCACAUUCAUCGGAGGCCGCCAGUAUAGUUUCCAAACGCAGUGAGGUUGCUAAAUGGGUGGAGCGAAGUCAGCAAGAAUUGGAGUCACGGCCAGUCACUGAACGGAACGAGGGUCUCGAGGGGCCAGGCUUGCCGUGCCCGCUAGCGUUACAGAACGACGCUAGCACCGACGGUCCAAUUCACCAGCUCGCUAACGUACUCAAAGAUUUCCUCACAACUAGCAUCUCUGAAAAACAAAACUCCAAGCUCCUAAGUCGUAUCAGUACACCCAAGGACCUACCACUGUUCACUGGUGACGCAAUGGAAUGGCUACAGUUCAAAAUGGCAUACGAAGAAUCAACUCGAUUGUGCCAAUUUAGUGAUUCCGAGAACUUGUGGCGGCUACGAAAAUGUCUCCGUGGCGCAGCUAAAGAUGCAGUCCAGGCGUUACUCAUCACGGCUACUUCUCCCGAAGUACUUAUGUCUACGCUCGAGCUACAGUUUGGCAACCCAGAUAUUAUAUUGCACCGUAUAAAACAAGAAAUAAAAAAAUUAAGUUCAGUGGCUCCAGAGUACCAUAAAGACAUUGUUAUGUUUUCAAAUAAAAUUAAAAAUUACGUUGCCGCCGUACUCGCACUUAACCGUGAAAAUCACCUAGAAGACUCGAGUGUAAUCACAGUUGUGUUAUCUAAACUGCCUACUAUUCUUUUGUCUAAAUGGGCGGACUACCGGUACUCACACAACACGGCGAGCACCACGACUAGACUCGAUCAACUAUCGGAUUUCCUCAACGAAGAAGCUAUUAAAAUAUCACAGUGCAGUGUUAUGUUAAUUAAUGCUCCAAGAGACAAUUUUAAGCGUAAAUACACGGACAAUAAUAUCAACGCUAAGACUAUACUACUACAAAGUGAACAAAGUUAUACUAAGUGUCGUUAUUGUCACGGAUCUAAUCACAAUCUCACAGACUGUAAGAAAUUUAAAAAAUCACUACGAAAAGAUCGCUGGAGCUACGUAAAACGGUCUGGACUUUGUUACAAGUGCCUAUUACGUCAUCACGAUAAACAGAUGUGCCCGGCGCCGGCGUGUGAUAUUGAUAACUGCGGCGAAACGCAUCACCGCUUAUUGCAUUUCGUUCCGAAUAAUCGUGGUACAUCAAGCGACAACCCCGUGGUAGAAGAACCGCCCGAGACGGAAAAUACCGAAACUCAAGUCGUUACUCGUAUUGACUGUACCUCCGAGAGUGUUGUGUUAGUAAAAGUCGUGCCAAUAAGUGUACACGGACCUAAUGGAACAAUUAUAAACACGACCGCGGUCCUUGACGACGGUACUAGUGUGUCGAUGAUAACAGCGGGUCUGGCCGCGCGGGCCGGGCUGCAGGGACGACGCAAGUACAUGCAUGCGCGUGGUGCAUGGAACAAUGCCGAGUUAUCGUGCGAAACGCAGCUGAUAGAUAACAUUACGGUGUCUAAUUGUGACAAAAAACUGUUUACGUUGAGCGCGCGCAGUGUGAAUGAACUUGAUUUACCUACACAAAAUAUGAACUUAGUUAAUUGUGAAAAGUUCGCGCAUGUGCAAAAGUAUAAAAAAUAUUUAAGUAACGGACAGUAUAAAAAACCGGAAAUACUAAUCGGUCAAGAUAAUUACCAUUUGAUUUUACCGUUAGAAAUCAUAGGUGGGAGUACAUACGACGAACCAUAUGUGACUCGUACUCCGCUGGGCUACUGUUUACACGGCAGGGUACCCUCUGGUGUGACGUCAUCACACCGCGCACUGUUUACAACCCUGCAUUUAACUACUUAUGACGACGAUGCUGACGUCACCGAGAACAACCGGUUGCUUAAUGAACUACACGAGAAGGUUCGCCGUAACUUUGCAGUGGAUUCUAUGGGAAUUUCUACUAAACCGCGGCUGAAUAGCGAAGAUGAACGCGCUCGUGAACUGCUGGAGCAAACUUCUACUCUCGUUGACGGCAAGUGGCACGUCGGCUUGCCCUGGAAGGACGUGAACUGUGUCAUGCCCGACUCAUUUCCCCUUGCGAUGUCACGCUUAAAAAAUGUCGAGCACAAGAUGUCAAAGAAUAGCGCAUUCAAACAGAGAUAUAUGGAACGUUUCGAACACUUAUUCGAAAAUAAUUAUGCGCACGAACUACUCGACACUCAAGUUACGCCAAAGACGUGGUACUUAGGACAUUUUGGAGUAGAUAAUCCAAAUAAGUCAAAACUCCGGCUAGUAUUCGAUGGCGCAGCUACCACGAACGGUUUUUCGCUAAACGACUAUUUACUAAAAGGCCCCGACCUACUCAUGUCUCUCUUCGGCAUAAUGCUCAGAUUCCGCGAGCACCCUAUCGCCAUAUCUGGGGACAUAAAGGACAUGUUUCUGCGAAUAAAAAUAAGAUCCGAAGAUCAGAAUGCUUUCCGAUUCUUAUACAGAAAAGAACCCGAAGAACCCGUGAGAACGUAUGUGAUGUCGUCCUUAGUAUUUGGAGCCUGCUGCUCGCCAUUUAUUGCCCAAUUUAUCAAAAACAAGAAUGCUCAACGCUUCGAGUCAUCAUAUCCAUCAGCGACGGAAGCUAUAUAUAAGCAACAUUAUAUGGAUGACUGGAUUGACAGCGUGCCAGAUGAAGAAACAGCUAUCAAGUUGAUACGUGAAGUAAAAAUGAUCCAUAAACAGGGAAACUUUGAAAUACGCAACUUUAUGUGCAACAGCCCAGCGGUACUCGAUAGCCUACCAAAAGAAGCCCUAGGUGAGACGGCCGUAAAGUUCAAAACCGGCGAGCAUUACGACGGCGAGCGAACUCUCGGCCUAUUGUGGCGUCCAGAUGAUGAUACCUUGGGGUUUGACGUAUCGUUUAAAAAAAUACCGGAAAGUAUUAUAAAUGGACAACAAAGGCCAACAAAGCGUGCUAUGCUGCGCGUUGUGAUGUCGAUUUUCGAUGUUUACGGAUUUUUAUCGCCUAUUACUAUCAUAGGAAAACUGAUUAUUCGUGAUACCUGGCGAUUAAAUAUAUCUUGGGAUCAAGGUGUACCUGACGAUAUAUACGACGAAUGGUGCAAGUGGACGAACCUACUUAAAUCAUUAGAAAAUGUGAGACUGCCCCGGUACUAUAACGACGCCGCCGCAACGAGCCCCGCCAGCGUAACGCACACCGAACAGUUGCUAGGAGGCGACGCGCCCGGCCCGGCUUUAUCGUUAUCUGCACCUGCGCCGCCGCUGCAAUUGAAUGAAAAUAAUAAAUAUACAAACCUGCAGUUGCAUCUGUUUUGCGACAGUUCAUCUAUAGCUAUGUGCGCGGUGGCUUACUGGAGAUGGGAAUGCAAUGGAUUAAUACACGUUGCAUUUAUAGCUAGCCGAAGUCGUGUGAUGCCUAAUAAAACCUUAUCAAUUCCUAGGGCGGAAUUACAAGCUGCUGUAUUAUCUGCUCGCUUAGCAGAUACGAUAACAAAGGAACAUAAGAUAAAGGCCGAGCGACGAACCUUUUGGAGUGAUUCAAGUUGUACUUUGCAUUGGAUAAGGAAUGCCGCUCGUACUUAUAAACCGUACAUAGCGCAUCGUUUAGGCGAGAUUGACGAGAUGACGCUCAUUAGUGAAUGGAGGUACGUGCCUACAAAAUUAAACAUAGCGGACUUGGGCACGCGAAAAAACUAUGACUGCUGCAUUUUGGAAAACGAAUGGCUUCACGGACCUACCUUCCUCCGACGUGAUGAGUGUGACUGGCCAACCGAUGUACUGAACCCUGAAAUAAAAAAUACAGCUGAUUUAGAAUGUGUAAAUAUUAUACAAAAUAAUGAAAUUGACUUACCAGUGCCGGACCCAACAAGGUUUUCUUCGUGGUUGCGCCUACUUAGGUCUACUAAUAUGGUACUUACCUUUAUAAACAAAUGUAGAAAACAUACCGUUGAGAAAGAUGUUACCAUGGAGAGAGCUGAAAGUUUAAUUUUGAGAACUUCACAAGCUGAAAGUUUCGGACAAGAAGUAAGUGACCUGAAACAAGGAAAACACAUUAAUAAAAACAGUAAAAUACUUACCCUGUCACCGUUCCUCGACGAAUAUGGAGUCUUGCGCGCGGCGGGCCGCAUCGAUGAGGCUGCAGAUGUUUCGCCGGCAAUGAGAAGACCUGCAAUCUUAGAUGGUCAGAAUUAUACGGCGCGCCUGAUUGUAAAACAUUACCAUACUAGCGCCGCGCAUGGAUAUCAGGAAUUGGUUGUAAAUAAUAUAAAACAAAAAUACUGGAUUACAAAAUUAAGACCGACCGUUAAGAACGUUGUAUCUAAGUGCAUGACCUGCCGGCUUAAAAAAUGUAAACCAGAGAUACCCAGAAUGGGGGACCUACCUAGUGCUAGAUUGGCUCACCAUCAACGUCCCUUUACCUUCUGUGGUGUAGAUCUGUUCGGUCCUAUGGAGGUAACUAUUGGGCGACGACGAGAAAAAAGGUAUGGCGUUCUGUUUACCUGCUUAACGGUGAGAGCUAUACACCUGGAGACCGUCGCAUCACUUACCUCCGAUUCCUUCAUCAUGGCCCUGCGCCGCAUGGCAGCAAGACGAGGCUGGCCUCAACAAUUGUUUUCGGACAAUGGGACGAAUCUCCGAGGUGCCGAUACUGAACUUAGAAGGUCGAUUCAGGAACUGGACGAGGAGAAGCUCAAAGACGGAGCGAUGAACCACGGGGCAAAAUGGACAUUUAUUCCCCCUGCUAGCCCACACUGGGGAGGUGCAUGGGAGCGCUUAAUACGAAGUGUGAAGGUAUCCCUGAAAACCAUACUAAAAGAGCGAGCUCCUAGAGAGGAGACCCUGAACUCUCUGCUCGCGGAAGUUGAAAGUAUUGUUAACAGCCGACCACUAACCCAUGUUUCUGUCGAGCCAAAUAGUCAGGAAACGCUGACACCUAACCACUUUCUUGUGGGUACAUCAUCCAACCUACCACACAUGGGAGCAUUUGACGGAUCAGAGUUAUUUCUAAGAAAACAAUGGCGCAUAGCUCAGCUCCUUGCUGACCAAUACUGGAAGCGUUGGGUGAGAGAGGUUCUACCUGACCUGGUGCCGAGAAAGAAAUGGCAAGCAGAGCAGAGGCCAUUGCAAGUUGGAGACCUCGUACUCAUAGUGGACCCAGACGGGCCUCGCAAUGUGUGGCCCAGAGGCCUAGUACAAGAAGUCAUACCAGGCAGAGAUGGGCGGGUCCGAAUGGUGAGGAUUAAGACCAGAACGGGAAUUCUUACCAGAUCUGCCACACGCGUCGCUCACCUUCCGAUAGGGGAUGAGUGCUGCUAGUGCAGCACUAGGGGGGGGUAUGUUCGCGACGCAAAAUACUAUUUCAUUAACCGCGUCAAUGAAUGUGUAAGAGCUGAGAGAGGUGCGGGGAGCCGGGGUGCAUCUAUGCAUUUCCGAACAAACCCGAUUUUGGUUCCGAACUAGAUUCCGCGCCAGCCGCACGUCUCUUGCGCUCAUUUUUUUUGUGUGUGUACCUACUUUCGAUUUUAAAUUCAAAUAAUAUAGUUUUGUGCAU